Molecule: messenger RNA, 1216 nt
Organism: Anastrepha obliqua
Lineage: Eukaryota; Metazoa; Arthropoda; Insecta; Diptera; Tephritidae
Product: nucleoporin seh1-like
Exons: 5
Coding region: 88-1161 (357 amino acids)
Biological process (GO): cellular response to amino acid starvation; positive regulation of TORC1 signaling
Cellular component (GO): Seh1-associated complex; nuclear pore outer ring
Molecular function (GO): protein binding; structural molecule activity
Source: RefSeq, a predicted model, not a curated record
AGUAACUAUUUUAUUGGUAAAUUGAGUGAAUUGUUUUGUCGAUCUGUACCGUCGACUCGGGGAGGUUUCUUUGAUUUUGCUUGUGAAAUGUUUGAGGUUGAAUUAAUAGCAGCGGACCACAAGGAUGUUAUUCAUGAUGUAGCAUUCGAUUAUUACGGACGUCGCAUGGCAACCUGUUCCAGUGACCAAACAGUCAAGGUCUGGGAUGAAGAUGAGAAAGGCAAUUGGAUAGAAUCAAGUUGUUGGAAAGCACAUUCUGGCUCGAUAUGGAGAAUUUCGUGGGCACAUCCCGAGUUUGGGCAAGUUAUAGUCACAUGCUCAUUUGACCGCACUGCAUCCGUGUGGGAAGAAGUUGUUGGUGAAAAAGUGGCGUCUUUAACGACAUCCGCUCGUCGUUGGGUGAGACAGAUGACUUUUGCUGACUCUCGCACAAGCGUGACUGACGUUAAAUUCGCACCAAAAUACCUGGGGCUUUUGUUGGCUACGGCUUCAGCGGACGGCAUAAUUCGCAUUUAUGAAGCCCCCGAUAUAAUGAACCUCACUCAAUGGCCUGUUCUACAUGAAAUUGCCAAUAAAUUGCCACUGAGCUGCAUAUCGUGGAAUACUUCGACGUAUUUGUUAUCUUCGCAACUUUUAGCGGCGGGAAGUGACGAGACUGCUACACACACUGGGAAGGUUUUUAUAUUUGCAUAUAGUGAAAGUGCUCGCAAAUGUGUAAAGAUUGAAACAAUAAAUGAAAUAACCCAACCUGUGACUGACUUGGCAUUCGCACCUAAUCCCGGUCGUACGUUCCAUAUGUUGGCGGUGGCUAGCAAGGACUUAUAUAUUGUGAACAUUCGAGGCGUCACCGAUGCCUCCGCAAACACAAAACUUGACAUACAAACGACCAAGUUUAGUGAUCACAAUUGCCCCGUUUGGAGAGUUUGCUGGAAUAUGCUGGCAACAAUGUUAAUAUCCACUGGCGAUGAUGGAUGUGUGCGGAUUUGGCGAAAAAAUUAUACAAGAAAUUGGAAAUGUGCUGCGGUAAUAAAGGCCGAGGGUAGUUACCCGUCUUAUGAACCAAGUCUAAACUCGCCGUCAAUGACUGCAUCAGCUGCUGCAACUGCCAAAUACUAUAAGAAAGGGACAAUUAGUAAUCCGAAUCAAGUGCCAUGGCAUUAAGUUCAGUGUUCAGUUAUCAAGCGCUACUGAAUUUAUAUCCCUUCCUAAACUUUUU